This is a messenger RNA of Giardia duodenalis, 3288 nucleotides long. Its product is annotated as Ankyrin repeat protein 1. The record is from RefSeq and is a predicted model, not a curated record. NCBI's taxonomy places the organism in Eukaryota, Fornicata, Diplomonadida, Hexamitidae. The transcript has a single exon. The coding region runs from base 1 to 3288 and encodes 1095 amino acids. Gene Ontology annotation, molecular function: protein binding.
AUGAGUCAGGAUGAACAUUUAAAAAAGAUUAUAUCAUCGCAAGGUUGGUUUGGUGCGAUUACGGCCGGGGACGCUGCAGAGGUGUCGCGUCUGUGUGCUCGCUUCCUUCGGGAGACAGACCGGACCGGCACCACUGGGCUCAUGUAUGCUGCAGCAUCCGAUAACGAGGAGAUUGUGCAGAUGCUCGUUAAGGAUGAGAACUCCAUGCGCAAUCAUAUCGGGGAGACAGCUCUGCUGAUCGCUGCUGCCCAGAACUCGGCCAAAGUCAUCCCUCUUCUGUUACCAUAUGAACAUGAAAUGGUACUACUUAAUGGAGCUACUGCGUUGCAUGUCGCUGUUCAACAUGGGAGUAUGGAAUCAAUACCACAGUUGGUUGACUGCUACAGCUGUGCCCGUGAUAGAAACGGGUUUACCGCAAUGGAGUACUGCGCCUACAACAAUCUUCUUCCCCAGCUAUCUCUGUUGGUAAAACAUGGGAGUUAUACCAUUGAAGACCUAAAACAUGCUGCUUCGAUUGCAGAUUCCGCGGGACAUAAGCUCUGUGCCGCGGCCUUGUGGAAAGCCUCAAAUACAUAUCCUGGGACUUCACUAAGAUUGUCUAAUCUAAAAUUAACCACUGCACACAUAGAUGUGCCACCCAAUAGUGCACAAAGUAUUGAUUCGUUGUCAGGAAGCAGGUUUACUGCCACUUCUCACUCCCAUCCCUUAACCCUUACUCAACUGGAUGCCAAGCAGCUGCAAGCUGCCUUCCAUGCACUGAGUGAUGAAGCAGACACGAAUGGGAGUCCAGAGGGAGAAGGAAACAACCUUGCUGCAAACCAUCCAAAUGUAGUGCUUGCCUCGAACAACGAUCCUUGCGAAAAUCAGGGGAUUUGUAUGCUUAACUCAAUGGCUGAAUGCAGUGCGAGCACCAGUCCGUCCAUUUUCCAAGGAAGACAGGAGUCUGUGUUAGUUCCUGAUGUACCGCAGGGAGGCAACGAGCUGGUAUUAAGUCCGAGCUCUUUGGAUUCUUCCUUACCCUUGCUGGCUUCUCAGUUGUCUGGUACAGAUAGGAGCACGCAGAGGAGUGAAGUACGUAUUCUAGUUGAGCAUUUACGCUCCGCCUUAGAGCAAGCAAGGGGUGAUCUUAAAGACAAGACGGUUACAAUACUGCGCUUGGAAGAAGAGGUAAAGAAGUUGACAGAAAAGAACGUACAGAGAUCCUCAGGUUUUCUCUCUGCAGCGGAAGCCUUAUCUCUACGUGAAGAGGUAGCGUACUAUAAGCAUCUCUUGGUCAAGCGCGAUGCCCACGAAAAAGAGCUAAAGCAAGAGAUAGGUAGGCUGCAGAACGAAAGCACGGAUGUCUUAUCGUCAUUACGCUGUAAGAUCAAGCAGGACCAAGAACAUGGCAAGGAUCUUAGACUUGAGGAAAAAGGCCAAUCAUCCGCCCAAGUUGACUCGCCAGAGUCACUAUCGGAAUGUUCACACAAUUUGUGUGCGUUGGCAUACGCGGUGAAGCAGCUGUGGACCAUGCUUGAUGCGCAGGAGGCAAAUCUACCGGUUCCAGAUUUGGUUCCAGAAACGGCGACUAUUGCUGACAUCCUUCUCAGCUUUAAAUCCUUGGAAGUACAGCUUCAAAGAUUGACUUGUGAUGUCAGCUCAAGGCCUCGUACUGACCCCCCUUCGUCUGCAAAGACUAUACUUGACGCCAAUUUAGAUACUUCAAACGAGCAGAUUGAGCAACUUAUAGAAGAGUUAGCAGAUAGCAACGCCAGAAGACGCCAGCUUGAAGAGCAGCUUGCGGAGGCACAGGGUUCCAUUGAUCAAUACAAACAAUUGGCCGAGGCUGCUCGAAGCUGCCAAGCACAAUCAGAGGCCAGGCUUUCCCAGUACUUUGAGGUUCACCGCAACGAAUUGGCAUUGAUCACUAAUGAAGUGAAUAGUGCCAAAGAGACGAUUGCUAGAAUGAUAGAGGGUCCCGUUGAUAACGACGUCAGUGUAACCACCAUCACAGAUUCAUUGUCUUCUGGGUCUGCAAAGUCUCUUACGUACUAUGUGGAGCUCGUCUUCACGCUUAUCAAUUGGUACAAAGGGGCAAUGGAGAGCAUAAAGCAGGAGCUAGAGCAGCUUCAAGCGGAUAAUGAUGCACUUAGGCUGACAAAUGCAGAGUUAAAACGGUUAAAUGAUGUACUGGAACACCCCAUUAGACUUAGCUCUAGCAACCCUGACACCGCUGCUAUGGAAGCCAAAAUCGUAGCUUUAGACGCCAAAAAUACUGACCUCCACAAUGAGCUCGUCGAUUGCCGUAAGAAACUCUAUGAUCUACAGAAGGAGGUAGCAAAUUACAAAGAUAAACUCCUUACAGCUCACUCCAGCGAAGAACUUGAAGCCGUCAAGCUUCGAUCACAUCUAUCUAUGUACGCUGAUGCAUACAAAACUCUCAAAGACAGCUCUCUUUCUAUGGGCCAGGAGCUUGACAUGCUUCGGUCUGAAUUAGAUCUGUAUCGAUCGCUUCACGGAGAUAUUAAGGAACGAACGGAAUCACAACCAGUGGACACAGACGUAACUGCAUCACGUGUCUAUCCUUCCACGUUGGAGACUUCAAAUUUGACAGCACCGUCCGGGCCUCUUUCAACAACAGUUAUCAGACAAAACGUCAUGACGCCUUUAAUGAUUGCUGCCCAACAGGGAUCUCUCCGAGAGUGUAAAAACAACAUGCAGUAUGUUCGCCAGCAACUUCCCAAUGGAAUGACUGCACUCAUGUUUGCAGCGAGUGCUGGAAACAAGGAGAUUGUCGAGCUGUUGGCGCCACAUGAGUGCUCCUUUAUCAGACACGAUAAUAUGUGUGCAGCAGAGGUUGCUCUGACAUGCGGUCAUUAUGACUGUGCAGAGCUUCUUCGGAGUGCAGAGGCCCUGCAUACCAGCAAGCUUGGUGGCAUGGCAGAAGGUAUGUUGUCCAGUAUUAUUUCAGCUGCAAUCUCAAAUAGUCUAUUUGCUGUCUGGUCUUUUUUGCCCAGUCAGAAGGGAAUGAAAGAUGACCAAGGUAUGACAGCCCUAAUGCAUGCCGCGAUGCGUGGGCACAGAGAUGUCGUACGCCUAUUGAGCAAAUACGAGCUACGGCUUCAAGACAACCAUGGUCGAACAGCCCUGAUGUUCGCUGCAGAACACUUGCAUUCUCGUGUGUUGGAGUUUCUUGUGUCUGAAGUGGAUUUAAAGGACCAUGAUAACAAAAGUGCUAUCGAUUAUCUUCCCUCGCGGACAAACGCAAAUGGCCCCCUCUAUGAUUACUUUCUGGAGACUUUAGGGUAA